Closterium sp. Naga37s-1 is the source of this 1869-nucleotide messenger RNA. The record is from the annotation of a GenBank genome assembly. NCBI's taxonomy places the organism in Eukaryota, Viridiplantae, Streptophyta, Zygnematophyceae, Desmidiales, Closteriaceae.
AUGGACGACGACAUCCAGAACAUCGGCGGGAGGGACGACAACACCUUCUUUGACACGUCGACCGACUGUCUGCCGCUCGAAACUCCCGCUCAAGCUAACUUAGUGCCUGCUUUCGUGCAGGAUAGGGACUUAAGUAGCUUCUACGAUCAACUCAUGCAGCAGAACGACCCCGCGCCGCAACUCCAGUCAGCCGCUUCCCAGCAGCAGCAGCAGCAGCAGCAGCAGCAGCAGCAGCAACAGCAGCAACAGCUCCAGCAGCAGCAGCAACAAUCGCAACUUCAACAGCAGCAGCAGAUUCAGCAGCAAGACGGCUCCGUGUCCGCUGCAGCGAUGCGCGGGCGCGGCGAGCACGAGAACCCGCAGAGCUUGUCGGCCAAAUCCCUCGCCGCGGCGCUUCUAGACCCCAAGUCUGACGUGGGCCACCGCAUUCGCUGCUCCGGCGUGGCGGCAUUAACGCCGUCCGAGCAGCAGCUGCUGCUGGCGGCGCUGCAAAAAGAGGCUCAGGAAUCGGCGGCGGCGGCGGCGGCGGCGCAACCCAUCGCACGCAGACCUGCUGCGGAGAUCGUGCCGCGAGUGAAGUCUUUCGGCUCAUCUCCUCCCGCCCGCUUCAGCGAGUUUAACGCCGCAACAGGCGCCGCCGAUCACGGCGCAGGCGGCGCUGGCGAGGACUCCAGGAGCGGCGGACACAGGAAAUCAGCGUCAUUUUCCGUCGGCCAACGGAUCGCCGCUAGCUCCGCCGCGAUGGCCGCCGAUCAUUCGUCGCUAGGAGGUUCGGGUGGUCUACGGUCGAGGCGCGGACUUCCGGACCUACAUCAGGUCCGUGGUUCGAAUGCAGGCCACAGUGGCGGUUCGGGAAUGUCGCCUCUUACCCGUCCGAGCCCCUCCGGGAAGCGCGACGCGGAGGGAAACCUUGUUGUAAGCACGCCAGGACGCUUCUCGACGCUAGGAGCCAGCCCGCGCGGGCCCCUACAAGUGGCGGAAUCGCAAGGGAUGGGCGCAGCCCCCCUGGCGGGAGGAGGCGGGGGAUCCGGAGAUAGCGCGCACCUGUCGAUCAGCCCGGAAGCGGUUUUGGCGGCGGAGCUUUCGAAGAUCGGCGUUUCGCCUGCCGUCAUUGCCGCCGCCGCUGGCGCGUCGGGUCGCAACGUGUCGGGAAGCGGCGGCGGACAGAUAGGAGGCGGCAUGGGGGAUGCUUCCGCACAAUGGGGAAGGGGAGAUCUAAACCCUAAAGCGCGGACGGGGAGUUGGGAAGGCAAGGAAGGGGGGAAAAGACACGCUGGCGCAGGGGGGUUUGCGGGGUCAGGGGGUAUGGCGGGAUUAUUCCCGCAGCAGGACGACAGCCCGCCAGGGGCAAGCGGAAGCGUUUCGAGUGCGCGCAGUCUGGGGGCGCAGCAACAUAUUGCGGGCGGGGGACAGCAGCAGUUGCUGCAGAAGCAGGGAUCCGGAUCAGAUUACUCUAUGGAUGGCCAUACAGAAGGUGCUACAGCGUUUGCCGGCAGUCCCAGCGCCGACGGAGGAGGUGCAGGAGGCGGAGGGGGCGGCGGAAACGCGAACGCGCACAACAACAUGGCUGGGUAUUCUACCAAGCCGCGGAGCGUCGCGGAGCGCAUGCGAAGGGAGAAGAUCACGUCGCGGCUUCAGAAUCUCAAGGAGGUGCUCCCUAAGAUGGACGCUAAGACUGACACGUCAGCGAUGCUGGAAGAUGCGGUGGUAUACAUUCAGUCGCUGCAGGCGCGGUGUAAAGCGCUCGAGCGGCAGAACGGGACCCUGUCGCAGCAGCUGCGCGAAAUCGGGGUUACACCAGCGGUCAUCAGUAACCCUCCGUACGUGGCCAGGUGGUGGUGUCUUUGCAUAUGCUCCAUUCGUUCAUAG